Scheffersomyces coipomensis is the source of this 627-nucleotide messenger RNA. RefSeq lists its product as uncharacterized. The transcript is spliced from 4 exons. NCBI's taxonomy places the organism in Eukaryota, Fungi, Ascomycota, Pichiomycetes, Serinales, Debaryomycetaceae. The record is from RefSeq and is a predicted model, not a curated record. The coding region runs from base 1 to 627 and encodes 208 amino acids.
AUGACUGGAGAAGUAGCCGAUAAGAAGGAGGAAAUGGAAUCUAAAGAGGUUACCAAAGCUAAGGAGAUAAUUAAAUCUCUCAAACCAACGGCAGUCACUAGAGCUGCUAGACGCUCUAAAUCAUUACCGCUUCAUCAUCAUGUCUUAGAUGGAACUAGCAUUUUGUCUAAUAUAAUAGAAUAUUCAUCAAAUGAUAUGGAUAAAGAGAUUGGAAAUAAUAGUAGCGGUUUAGAUCUCAACAAGGAUCUACUAGAGCAACAAGAUAAUUGUCCAAAUGAUAACGCUAAGAAAUUAAGUGGUUUAGAAAUCGAUAAUAAAUCAAACAAGUUAGAUGAUAAGAAGAUAAAUUCAGAAUCACCAUCACCAUCACCAUCAUCAUCAUCAUCAUCAUCAUCGACAAAUAUGACAUCAUCCACUAUAAUUCCUAUAGAUAUUCUUUCCAUCACUAAUAUUUUUCCCAGAAUAAGGAUGUUAAUGUUAUUUUUCCAUGCUUUUGCUAUCUUCUUUAUAAAAAUUAUAACAUGUCUUAGAAAUCGACUAUCGAAAGAGGAAUCAUCAAAAGACUACGAUAAAGAUAUUGAAAACAAUAGUAGUAGUUUAGAAAUCAACAAGGAUCUUCCAAAAUAA